AUGUGCAGGGAAUUCAAGAUAUACAAGAACUCCAGAGUUUUCAAGCUCCCUGUAGGAAUUCUAGGGGACCUAACCCUGCAGUCCAUAUGGAUAGGCAUCACUACUGUCAGAAGUAUCCAUCCGUUGGUCAUCCUCCCUUCCGAGGAUCGUCUUAUCAAUUUCACUUUACAGGACAGUCGCCUGGAAGAGUUUCCUUUCCAUAUCAUCCCAAGAUUACGGAGUCUUGAGAAUCUCUGGCUCCGGAACAAUUCCUUGACCUCAGUUCCAAGUCUCCGUAGCGAGAGCCUUCAAGCAGUGAACUUGGAUUAUAAUCAGAUUGCUACUUUUGAGGAAGGUAGAUGGGUGACUCCUGAGUUGCGGGUACUUGACAUCAGUUACAAUCCGCUAUCAAGUUUCCCGUCUGCAGUGAUCAAGGAUAUGCAGAAACUAGAGAAAUUCUAUUGUUCCGGAUGCAAUCUGGGACCCACUCUUUUAAUGGGGCAGUUGGAAUUCCGCAGCAAGACCUUGAAGCUGGUGUCACUCAGGGAGAACAGCAUCUCACGACUUGAACCGGCAGCCAUUGGAGGUAUCAAUGCUGAUACGACUGUAGACCUCACCUGGAACAACAUUACCAUAUUGGAUGAGAAUGCCUUCCGACCCAUCCUGGAGAUCAUGUCCCUGGGAGAUGGAUUGCUCCUUAUAGAUUACAAUCCCAUCCACUGUGAUUGUACUUUGGAUUGGCUGGCACUCGCUCCUGCAUUGAUGAAAAAAUUGAAGGGGACGUGUACCAAUGGGACUGAUUUGAGAGAUCUGAAUCUAUUGGAUUUUCAGAGACCAUGCUGCCUGUAUCCUAACACAGUGACGAUGCCACCGUACACCAUCUUCAUCCUGCCUCUACUUUCCUUGGUGCACGGUGUUUCCAAGUCGGCAUGUCCCACAAGGCAGGACACGCGGCAAGCACAAAAGACAACAUAUGUGUAA
Molecule: messenger RNA, 960 nt
Organism: Darwinula stevensoni
Lineage: Eukaryota; Metazoa; Arthropoda; Ostracoda; Podocopida; Darwinulidae
Source: the annotation of a GenBank genome assembly